ACUGCUCAUUUACUGUCAAUAGCAAUCUCGGUAGUACUUCUAUUGGAGAUUACGCAGUGGCUCUACAGAUAGAGGAUUUCACUGACUCGUCUUCCAGUAUUCCUUUAAGCAGUGUACCGUUACAGUUUAUCAUUACUGUUCAACAGGCUGGUGUUUGUUUCGAUAGCGCAGUUUUUGUCUCUCCGACACCGGCUGCUGGGGAAACAUUACUUGCUCAAAAUAGAUCUCUACAGCUUAAUGCUAGAGCCUAUGUUCAUUAUACAAAAGUAACCAAAUUCCACAUUAUGUCGCCUCUCAAAUUUACAAUGUCGGACAUCGUGCAACAUGGGUUAUAUGAAUUUGAGGUUACAAUGUCGCUGGAUCCAAAUGUCGAGGAUCUCAAUGGAACUUAUGUAAUGUGCUUUUCAGCAGAGACAAGUGAAAGUUAAGUAGUUUACAAUACAUUACAUAUACAUGUAUGUUCAGUAUUACUUAUAUGAAUACGAUUAUUUUACUUAUAUCUCCCAGCCUGUCGUUUUUUCUGCAUUUUUACAGCUUCUAAAUGUUUAAGGAUAAUGUUGUUUAUGUUGUUUUCUAAAUUGUCUAUAUUAGAUAUAAAUUGCAAAUAUUGAAUUAUCAUAAAUCACCGACCACUGUGGAAAAAUAAAUUUAAUGUUUUAUCAAUUUGCAGGAUAUCCUCAGAAUCAAGAUGUAUCACCGUGGAUCUAGGAGAUAUCGAUGACUGCCAAACAGAGCCUUGUCAAAACAAUGGAUCCUGUACAGACCUGGUCAAUGACUACCAAUGUAGUUGUGUUGCAGGAUUCAAUGGAACAAAUUGUGAAAAUGACAUCAAUGAAUGCACAGUACAACCUUGUCAGAACAAUGGGACGUGUAUUGAUCUGAUCAAUGGGUACCAGUGUAUUUGUGCAUACAGGUUUAAUGGAACAAACUGUGAAACAAUUAAUGAUUCAUGCCCAAGCGAUUGUCAAAACAAUAGCACUUGUAUAGACAUGAUCAGCCACAUCCACUGUCAGUGUGUUGAAGGAUUCAAUGGAACAAGGUGUGAAAACAAUAUCGACGACUGCAUACCAGAGCCUUGUCAAAACAACGGAACCUGUACAGACCUGGUCAACGACUACCGCUGUGAUUGUGUAGCAGGAUUCAAUGAAACAAAUUGUGAAAACAAUAUUGAUGACUGCCAUCCAGAUCCCUGUCAAAACAAUGGAACCUGUACAGACCUUGUCAACGACUACCGCUGUGAUUGUGUUGCAGGAUUCAAUGGAACAAAUUGUGAUAACAAUAUCAACGAAUGUCUUCCGAAUCCUUGUCAAAAUAACGGAACCUGUACAGACAUGGUCAAUGAUUACAAGUGUGAUUGUGUUCCUGGAUUUAAUGGAACAAACUGUGAAAACGAUAUCGAUGACUGCAAUCCAGAGCCUUGUCAAAACAAUGGAACCUGUACAGACUUGAUCAACGACUACCAAUGUGAUUGUGUUGCAGGAUUCAAUGAAACAAAUUGUGAAAACAAUAUCGAUGACUGCCAACCAGAUCCAUGUCAAAACAACGGAACCUGUACAGACCUGGUCAAUGACUACCACUGUGAUUGUGUUGCAGGAUUCAAUGAAACAAAUUGUGAAAACAAUAUCAAUGACUGCCAAGCAGAACCUUGUCAAAACAAUGGAACCUGUACAGACCUGGUCAACGACUACCGCUGUGAUUGUGUUGCAGGAUUCAAUGAAACAAAUUGUGAUAACAAUAUCAACGACUGUCUUCCGAAUCCUUGUCAAAAUAACGGAACCUGUACAAACAGGGUCAAUGAUUACAAGUGUGAUUGUGUUCCUGGAUUUAAUGGAACAAACUGUGAAAACGAUAUCGAUGACUGCCAACCAGAUCCAUGUCAAAACAACGGAACCUGUACAGACCUGGUCAACGAUUACCACUGUGAUUGUGUUGCAGGAUUCAAUGGAACUAAUUGUGAAAACAAUAUCAAUGACUGCCAAGCAGAACCUUGUCAAAACAAUGGAACCUGUACAGACCUGGUCAACGACUACCGCUGUGAUUGUGUUGCAGGAUUCAAUGAAACAAAUUGUGAUAACAAUAUCAAUGACUGUCUUCCGAAUCCUUGUCAAAAUAACGGAACCUGUACAGACAUGAUCAAUGAUUACAAGUGUGAUUGUGUUCCUGGAUUUAAUGGAACAAACUGUGAAAACGAUAUCGAUGACUGCAAUCCAGAGCCUUGUCAAAACAACGGAACCUGUACAGACUUGAUCAACGACUACCAAUGUGAUUGUGUUGCAGGAUUCAAUGAAACAAAUUGUGAAAACAAUAUCGAUGACUGCCAACCAGAUCCAUGUCAAAACAACGGAACCUGUACAGACCUGGUCAGCGACUACCAAUGUGAUUGUGUUGCAGGAUUCAAUGAAACAAAUUGUGAAAACAAUAUCGAUGACUGCCAACCAGAUCCAUGUCAAAACAACGGAACCUGUACAGACCUGGUCAACGAUUACCACUGUGAUUGUGUUGCAGGAUUCAAUGAAACAAAUUGUGAAAACAAUAUCAAUGACUGCCAAGCAGAACCUUGUCAAAACAAUGGAACCUGUACAGACCUGGUCAACGACUACCGCUGUGAUUGUGUUGCAGGAUUCAAUGAAACAAAUUGUGAUAACAAUAUCAAUGACUGUCUUCCGAAUCCUUGUCAAAAUAACGGAACCUGUACAGACAUGGUCAAUGAUUACAAGUGUGAUUGUGUUCCUGGAUUUAAUGGAACAAACUGUGAAAACGAUAUCGAUGACUGCAAUCCAGAGCCUUGUCAAAACAGCGGAACCUGUACAGACCUGGUCAACGACUUCCACUGUGAUUGUGUUGCAGGAUUCAAUGGAACAAAUUGUGACAUCAAUAUCGAUGAGUGUGCAUCUGAACCUUGUCAGAACAAUGGAACUUGUAUAGAUCUGAUCAAUGAUUACACAUGUGCUUGUACUGUCGGUUUUAAUGGAACGAACUGCACAAUUGAUAUCGAUGACUGCAAUCCAGAGCCUUGUCAAAACAACGGAACCUGUACAGACCUGGUCAACGACUACCAAUGUAGUUGUGAUGCAGGAUUCAAUGGAACAAAUUGUGAAAACAAUAUCGAUGACUGCAAUCCAGAGCCUUGUCAAAACAACGGAACCUGUACAGACCUGGUCAACGACUACCUCUGUGAUUGUGUUGCAGGAUUCAAUGGAACAAAUUGUGACAUCAAUAUCGAUGAGUGUGCAUCUGAACCUUGUCAGAACAAUGGAACUUGUAUAGAUCUGAUCAAUGAUUACACAUGUGCUUGUACUGUCGGUUUUAAUGGAACGAACUGCACAAUUGAUAUCGAUGACUGCAAUCCAGAGCCUUGUCAAAACAACGGAACCUGUACAGACCUGGUCAACGACUACCAAUGUAGUUGUGAUGCAGGAUUCAAUGGAACAAAUUGUGAAAACAAUAUCGAUGACUGCAAUCCAGAGCCUUGUCAAAACAACGGAACCUGUACAGACCUGGUCAACGACUACCUCUGUGAUUGUAUUGCAGGAUUCAAUGGAACAAAUUGUGACAUCAAUAUCGAUGAGUGUGCAUCUGAACCUUGUCAGAACAAUGGAACUUGUAUAGAUCUGAUCAAUGAUUACACAUGUGCUUGUACUGUCGGUUUUAAUGGAACGAACUGCACAAUUGAUAUCGAUGACUGCAAUCCAGAGCCUUGUCAAAACAACGGAACCUGUACAGACCUGGUCAACGACUACCAAUGUAGUUGUGAUGCAGGAUUCAAUGGAACAAAUUGUGAAAACAAUAUCGAUGACUGCAAUCCAGAGCCUUGUCAAAACAACGGAACCUGUACAGACCUGGUCAACGACUACCUCUGUGAUUGUGUUGCAGGAUUCAAUGGAACAAAUUGUGACAUCAAUAUCGAUGAGUGUGCAUCUGAACCUUGUCAGAACAAUGGAACUUGUAUAGAUCUGAUCAAUGAUUACACAUGUGCUUGUACUGUCGGUUUUAAUGGAACGAACUGCACAAUUGAUAUCGAUGACUGCAAUCCAGAGCCUUGUCAAAACAACGGAACCUGUACAGACCUGGUCAACGACUACCAAUGUAGUUGUGAUGCAGGAUUCAAUGGAACAAAUUGUGAAAACAAUAUCGAUGACUGCAAUCCAGAGCCUUGUCAAAACAACGGAACCUGUACAGACCUGGUCAACGACUACCUCUGUGAUUGUAUUGCAGGAUUCAAUGGAACAAAUUGUGACAUCAAUAUCGAUGAGUGUGCAUCUGAACCUUGUCAGAACAAUGGAACUUGUAUAGAUCUGAUCAAUGAUUACACAUGUGCUUGUACUGUCGGUUUUAAUGGAACGAACUGCACAAUUGAUAUCGAUGAGUGUGCAUCUGAACCUUGUCAGAACAAUGGAACUUGUAUAGAUCUGAUCAAUGAUUACACAUGUGCUUGUACUGUCGGUUUUAAUGGAACGAACUGCACAAUUGACCUGGUCAACGACUACCAAUGUAGUUGUGUUGCUGGAUUCAAUGGAACAAAUUGUGAAAACAGUAAACACCAUACCUGCAUAAUGAAUUUGUUUCUGGGAAUCCAGAAAACCUUCAAUGUGUUACUUCAUGAACAUUUGAUAUUCGUGAAAUAUGGUGUCAUUUUCAUCAUAAACAUCAGAAUAAGAAUUGUCGAGAAAAAAAUUCUGUUCAUUCAGUUGGUACUUGAAAUUGUAGAUAUCGAUGACUGCAAUCCAGAGCCUUGUCAAAACAACGGAACCUGUACAGACCUGGUCAACGACUACCUCUGUGAUUGUGUUGCAGGAUUCAAUGGAACAAAUUGUGACAUAAAUAUCGAUGAGUGUGCAUCUGAACCUUGUCAGAACAAUGGAACUUGUAUAGAUCUGAUCAAUGAUUACACAUGUGCUUGUACUGUCGGUUUUAAUGGAACGAACUGCACAAUUGAUAUCGAUGACUGCAAUCCAGAGCCUUGUCAAAACAACGGAACCUGUACAGACCUGGUCAACGACUACCAAUGUAGUUGUGUUGCUGGAUUCAAUGGAACAAAUUGUGAAAACAAUAUCGAUGACUGCAAUGCAGAGCCUUGUCAAAACAACGGAACCUGUACAGACCUGGUCAACAACUACCAAUGUAGUUGUGUUGCAGGAUUCAAUGGAACAAAUUGUGAAAACAAUAUCGAUGACUGCAAUCCAGAGCCUUGUCAAAACAACGGAACCUGUACAGACCUGGUCAACGACUACCUCUGUGAUUGUGUUGCAGGAUUCAAUGGAACAAAUUGUGACAUCAAUAUCGAUGAGUGUGCAUCUGAACCUUGUCAAAACAAUGGAACUUGUAUAGAUCUGAUCAAUGAUUACACAUGUGCUUGUACUGUCGGUUUUAAUGGAACGAACUGCACAAUUGAUAUCGAUGAGUGUGCAUCUGAACCUUGUCAGAACAAUGGAACUUGUAUAGAUCUGAUCAAUGAUUACACAUGUGCUUGUACUGUCGGUUUUAAUGGAACGAACUGCACAAUUGGAUUCAAUGGAACAAAUUGUGACAUAAAUAUCGAUGAGUGUGCAUCUGAACCUUGUCAGAACAAUGGAACUUGUAUAGAUCUGAUCAAUGAUUACACAUGUGCUUGUACUGUCGGUUUUAAUGGAACGAACUGCACAAUUGAUAUCGAUGAGUGUGCAUCUGAACCUUGUCAGAACAAUGGAACUUGUAUAGAUCUGAUCAAUGAUUACACAUGUGCUUGUACUGUCGGUUUUAAUGGAACGAACUGCACAAUUGAUAUCGAUGACUGCAAUGCAGAGCCUUGUCAAAACAACGGAACCUGUACAGACCUGGUCAACAACUACCAAUGUAGUUGUGUUGCAGGAUUCAAUGGAACAAAUUGUGAAAACAAUAUCGAUGAGUGUGCAUCUGAACCUUGUCAAAACAAUGGAACUUGUAUAGAUCUGAUCAAUGAUUACACAUGUGCUUGUACUGUCGGUUUUAAUGGAACGAACUGCACAAUUGAUAUCGAUGACUGCAAUCCAGAGCCUUGUCAAAACAACGGAACCUGUACAGACCUGGUCAACGACUACCAAUGUAGUUGUGAUGCAGGAUUCAAUGGAACAAAUUGUGAAAACAAUAUCGAUGACUGCAAUCCAGAGCCUUGUCAAAACAACGGAACCUGUACAGACCUGGUCAACGACUACCUCUGUGAUUGUAUUGCAGGAUUCAAUGGAACAAAUUGUGACAUCAAUAUCGAUGAGUGUGCAUCUGAACCUUGUCAGAACAAUGGAACUUGUAUAGAUCUGAUCAAUGAUUACACAUGUGCUUGUACUGUCGGUUUUAAUGGAACGAACUGCACAAUUGAUAUCGAUGACUGCAAUGCAGAGCCUUGUCAAAACAACGGAACCUGUACAGACCUGGUCAACAUCUACCAAUGUAGUUGUGUUGCAGGAUUCAAUGGAACAAAUUGUGAAAACAGAUUCAAUGGAACAAAUUGUGACAUCAAUAUCGAUGAGUGUGCAUCUGAACCUUGUAAGAACAAUGGAACUUGUAUAGAUCUGAUCAAUGAUUACACAUGUGCUCGUACUGUCGGUUUUAAUGGAACGAACUGCACAAUUGAUAUCGAUGACUGCAAUCCAGAGCCUUGUCAAAACAACGGAACCUGUACAGACCUGGACUGCAAUCCAGAGCCUUGUCAAAACAACGGAACUUGUACAGACCUGGUCAACGACUACCACUGUGAUUGUGUUGCACGGGUACUUGAAAUUGUAGAUAUCGAUGACUGCAAUGCAGAGCCUUGUCAAAACAACGGAACCUGUACAGACCUGGUCAACGACUACCAAUGUAGUUGUGUUGCAGGAUUCAAUGGAACAAAUUGUGAAAACAAUAUCGAUGAGUGUGCAUCUGAACCUUGUCAGAACAAUGGAACUUGUAUAGAUCUGAUCAAUGAUUACACAUGUGCUUGUACUGUCGGUUUCAAUGGAACGAACUGCACAAUUGAUAUCGAUGACUGCAAUCCAGAGCCUUGUCAAAACAACGGAACCUGUACAGACCUGGUCAACGACUACCAAUGUAGUUGUGUUGCUCGAUUCAAUGGAACAAAUUGUGAAAACAAUAUCGAUGACUGCAAUCCAGAGCCUUGUCAAAACAGCGGAACCUGUACAGACCUGGUCAACGACUACCACUGUGAUUGUGUUGCAGGAUUCAAUGGAACAAAUUGUGACAUAAAUAUCGAUGAGUGUGCAUCUGAACCUUGUCAGAACAAUGGAACUUGUAUAGAUCUGAUCAAUGAUUACACAUGUGCUUGUACUGUCGGUUUUAAUGGAACGAACUGCACAAUUGAUAUCGAUGAGUGUGCAUCUGAACCUUGUCAGAACAAUGGAACUUGUAUAGAUCUGAUCAAUGAUUACACAUGUGCUUGUACUGUCGGUUUUAAUGGAACGAACUGCACAAUUGAUAUCGAUGAGUGUGCAUCUGAACCUUGUCAGAACAAUGGAACUUGUAUAGAUCUGAUCAAUGAUUACACAUGUGCUUGUACUGUCGGUUUCAAUGGAACGAACUGCACAAUUGAUAUCGAUGAGUGUGCAUCUGAACCUUGUCAGAACAAUGGAACUUGUAUAGAUCUGAUCAAUGAUUACACAUGUGCUUGUACUGUCGGUUUUAAUGGAACGAACUGCACAAUUGAUAUCGAUGACUGCAAUGCAGAGCCUUGUCAAAACAACGGAACCUGUACAGACCUGGUCAACGACUACCAAUGUAGUUGUGUUGCAGGAUUCAAUGGAACAAAUUGUGAAAACAAUAUCGAUGACUGCAAUCCAGAACCUUGUCAAAACAACGGAACCUGUACAGACCUGGUCAACGACUACCACUGUGAUUGUGUUGCAGGAUUCAAUGGAACAAAUUGUGACAUCAAUAUCGAUGAGUGUGCAUCUGAACCUUGUCAGAACAAUGGAACUUGUAUAGAUCUGAUCAAUGAUUACACAUGUGCUUGUACUGUCGGUUUCAAUGGAACGAACUGCACAAUUGAUAUCGAUGACUGCAAUCCAGAGCCUUGUCAAAACAACGGAACCUGUACAGACCUGGUCAACGACUACCAAUGUAGUUGUGUUGCUGGAUUCAAUGGAACAAAUUGUGAAAACAAUAUCGAUGACUGCAAUCCAGAGCCUUGUCAAAACAACGGAACCUGUACAGACCUGGUCAACGACUACCAAUGUAGUUGUGUUGCAGGAUUCAAUGGAACAAAUUGUGAAAACAAUAUCGAUGACUGCAAUCCAGAGCCUUGUCAAAACAACGGAACCUGUACAGACCUGGUCAACGACUACCACUGUGAUUGUGUUGCAGGAUUCAAUGGAACAAAUUGUGACAUUAAUAUCGAUGAGUGUGCAUCUGAACCUUGUCAGAACAAUGGAACUUGUAUAGAUCUGAUCAAUGAUUACACAUGUGCUUGUACUGUCGGUUUCAAUGGAACGAACUGCACAAUUGAUAUCGAUGAGUGUGCAUCUAAACCUUGUCAGAACAAUGGAACUUGUAUAGAUCUGAUCAAUGAUUACACAUGUGCUUGUACUGUCGGUUUCAAUGGAACGAACUGCACAAUUGCUGGUACUUGA
Messenger RNA from Magallana angulata, 8573 nucleotides. Its product is annotated as neurogenic locus notch homolog protein 1-like. Gene Ontology annotation, molecular function: calcium ion binding; Notch binding. Lineage: Eukaryota; Metazoa; Mollusca; Bivalvia; Ostreida; Ostreidae. The record is from RefSeq and is a predicted model, not a curated record. The coding region runs from base 990 to 8573 and encodes 2527 amino acids. Gene Ontology annotation, biological process: Notch signaling pathway. The transcript has 72 exons.